UCUCGGAAAGCUCUCCUGCAAUUAAGAUUACGGAUAGCCUUUAUAGCUACCAAAGGAACAGAUUACACCAAACUCACAUCCGGAUCAUCCGUAUUCGUGCAGUAAAAUCUUUCGACGGACUUCCAAAGGUUUGCUUAGAAGGACUCACUGCCUCAUCGGUUAUUCAUUAUAACAAUUAGAAUCUCCGUCGUAACGCCCAGUGCCAGGCAGUGCUUUAAAUAUUAUUCAUUUUCACUUUUUUUACGUUUGUCUAAAAGAUAUAAGUGUAUUGCGUUGUUUUGUGCUCCCUAACUUAAACCAAGGAUGGGAAAACGUAGAACGAAAAAUACGUUCCAUAACUCCAAGGGCGGUUGGAAUAUAGAAUCACUCGAUGAACCUCCAUUAAAAAAGAGUUUACAGACAGAUUCACAGCGGGCCGCUAACCGCGAAACCGAAUUUUCGUUUGAAAAUUAUCGCUCGCACCACGAGACGGAAGAACACUGGGAAUUGCGCCGGAUGUUCAUGGAAAAAAAUUACCAUAUCCUGCCAGAGGAUGAGCUCGUUUGUCUCGCACAAGUAUUUCUGAACAUUGAAUUAUUGCACUGCCGAUAUCCUCUGGAAACGAUGCGACGUGUGGCGGAAUUAUCGGAAGGAAUUGGAAAAGAAUAUCGCGCACGUCGUGCUAAUAUGCUGCAAAGAACAUUUGUAUCGGCUAGCGAUGCGGCAGCAUCAAAAGUACAAAGAAGGGCCCCUUCCUUUGCAACCAACAAUUCCAAAAACGAAUCUCUCACCAUGGACGAGAUAUUUAACAAGAUAGUGAUUGUUAAUAACUGUAUCAUACAAACGACGAAUGAGUUCAACCGGCUAAAUUGUGGCGUUGCCAUGAGCGAUACCUGUACCCAGCUGCAGACGGGUGACCACGAGGCCGUGGUUAUGGUCGGAAAAUUGGUACUCGGUAAAGCAGUUCACACCAACAAGAAAAACGCACGACAACUGGCGGUAAAGGAGGCAUUAGAGUAUCUUGGAAAACGCUGCUAUACUUUGAAGCGUAAAAAACUGCCAACACAAAUGAGCGCUGCCAAUGUAGUACAAAAAAAGGAUUCCGAAGAUGCAGCAUCGAAUGGGAAGGUCGCAGAUGAACCCAAGAUAGACACCAAAAAUAUUGGAUUCAAACUGAUGCAAAAGCUUGGUUGGAAAGGUGGUGGUUUGGGUGUGAAAGAUGAUGGAAUCGUGGAUCCUAUUACUGCACAAAUCAAAAUUGGUCGCAAAGGAUUGGGCAACCAGGAGAAAUCGGAUGAAGGCGGUUUGGAUACAAAGUUUAUCAAAACAGUUCUGAGAAACUUCAAAAACUCGCGCAUGGAGUACGAUCUAGUGUUUAGUGUUGAGUUUUCGAAGGAGGAUCGAGAAGUAAUUCACAGGAUUGCCAAAUCCUUUGCGCUCAGGACGAAAAGUUUCGGUAAUGACAAUCAAGGCACGAGGCAGCUCGUAGUGCUGGCGAACCGAUUGUCUCCACUCGAGAUAAUUGACAAAGUUUUGCUGUUUGGUGAUUCGACGUAUUCCGAAAUGUAUGAAGUUGUGAGUCCGAAUUCUUCGGAAAUAAAAGAAGCCUUGUAAAAGAACAUAGCAAAU
This is a messenger RNA of Anopheles darlingi, 1608 nucleotides long. Its product is annotated as NF-kappa-B-repressing factor-like. NCBI's taxonomy places the organism in Eukaryota, Metazoa, Arthropoda, Insecta, Diptera, Culicidae. The record is from RefSeq and is a predicted model, not a curated record. The transcript has 4 exons. Bases 304 to 1593 code for a protein of 429 amino acids. Gene Ontology annotation, molecular function: nucleic acid binding.